GACACACCCCUCUAUCCAACCCCUUCUCUCUCUUCUCUCUUCUCUUUCUCUGUCGCCUCUCUUCAUCUUCCUGCUGCAUGCGGCCAAUAAAUGGCUUCUCAGCUGAGAUUCUUUCUGCUUUAUCUGACGUUCAUAGCUUCUUCCUCUUCUUCAAGAGCAAUCGCCUCAACGUGGAAGCAAAAUGAGCCCAUAUCUCCAUCCCAGUUGGAGAUGUUCGUUGAUGAGCUUCUGAUUCUACCUAAAAUCCAAGCUUUUGAUCUUGUCAAUGGCGUCCCCAAGCCAAAGCUUCUGAAUAUCGGCAUGUUCAAGAAAAAAUGGAAAUUCCACAGAGAUCUUCCUCCAACUCCUGUCUUCGCCUACGGUACAUCGAAGCUGACAGCAAGUAUCCCUGGUCCAACGAUCGAAGCCCUUCAUGGAAUUGACACCUACGUGACGUGGCACAAUCAUCUCCCUUCAAAACACAUUCUUCCUUGGGACCCCACUAUCCCCACAGCCAUUCCCUCCACCAAGAAGGGCGUUCCUACUGUGGUGCACCUCCAUGGUGCUAUCGAUGAACCCGCAAGUGAUGGCAAUGCAAACGCAUGGUUUACCGCUGGAUUUGAAGAAAAGGGUCCCACCUGGGUUAAGACAACUUAUCAUUAUCGUAACUUGCAACAGCCGGGGAAUUUAUGGUAUCAUGAUCAUGCCAUGGGGUUGACACGUGUUAACUUAUUGGCUGGAUUGCUUGGUGCCUACAUUAUCCGUGAUCGUCAAGUGGAGGCCCCACUUGGACUGCCUUGCGGUGAGGAAUUUGACAGAUCGCUGAUUGUUUUUGAUCGUAGCUUUCGUAAGGAUGGUAAAAUCUACAUGAAUUCCACUGGAAAUAAUCCCUCUAUACAUCCACAGUGGCAACCUGAAUAUUUCGGUGAUGUUAUCGUAGUGAAUGGGAAGGCUUGGCCACGUAUGGAAGUGCGACGUCGUAAAUACAGAUUCCGUAUAAUCAAUGCCAGCAAUGCUAGAUUCUUUAGAUUCUUCUUCACUAAUGGUUUAGGAUUCAUCCACGUGGCAUCUGAUUCAGUGUAUCUGGGAAAACCUGUCAUGACCAAUGAGACCCUAGUGGCCCCAUCUGAAAUUGCUGAUGUGGUGGUUGACUUUUCAGAGUCAAACUCUGAUAUUGCCAUUUUGGCAAAUGAUGCCCCGUUUCCUUACCCAUCGGGAGACCCGGUUAAUGAUAAUAAUGGUAAGGUAAUGAAAUUUAUCAUAAAGAAAGAACACCAGGUUGACACAUCACAGGUGCCUGAUACAUUGGUCAAAUAUCCACCACCUGAUUUAUCCAAUAUAGCACAAACACGGUAUAUUGCUAUGUACGAGUAUACGAGUGACAUUGAUGAGCCUACUCAUCUUUACAUCAACGGAAGAUCAUAUGAACAACCAGCAACAGAGACACCUAAAGCUGGGACCAAUGAGAUUUGGAAUGUGAUUAAUCUAACGGAGGAUAAUCACCCAUUGCACAUUCAUUUGGGGUUGUUUGUGGUGUUGGAUCAAACAGAGCUUGUUAACUUGGAGAAGUUCAAGACGUGCAUGACAAAAUGGAAUGAUGCGAUCAAGUGCAACAUAAGCAAGCACGCACGUGGCAAAAAGAUAAAGGUGCCAACACAUGAAAUGGGGUGGAAGAAUGUGUAUAAAAUUACACCCGGAUACGUGACAAAAAUACUAGUAAGAUUUUCUUACAUACAUUCAAAUGCAUCGUAUCCAUUCGAUGCAACUGCAGAGCCAGGCUACGUGUAUCAUUGCCACAUAUUGGAUCAUGAAGACAAUGUAAUGAUGAGGCCCCUCAAGUUCAUCAAAUAAUUAGGGUAAUGUUGUAAUUUAAUAUGGUAAUAGUUGUAAUUUGAAACAUUUGCAGACAGAAUAAUAGGUUGUUGUUUUAUUACUAUUUUAACCUUCCAUUUUCAAUAAUUUAAGUAAAUUUCUACCUUAA
Messenger RNA from Mangifera indica (mango), 1960 nucleotides. Its product is annotated as multicopper oxidase LPR1-like. The coding region runs from base 91 to 1830 and encodes 579 amino acids. Lineage: Eukaryota; Viridiplantae; Streptophyta; Magnoliopsida; Sapindales; Anacardiaceae. Gene Ontology annotation, molecular function: oxidoreductase activity; copper ion binding. The transcript has 3 exons. The record is from RefSeq and is a predicted model, not a curated record.